Messenger RNA from Perognathus longimembris pacificus (Pacific pocket mouse), 1906 nucleotides. It is a transcript of the gene Atpaf1, whose product is annotated as ATP synthase mitochondrial F1 complex assembly factor 1. Gene Ontology annotation, biological process: mitochondrial proton-transporting ATP synthase complex assembly. Bases 136 to 1191 code for a protein of 351 amino acids. Gene Ontology annotation, cellular component: mitochondrion. Lineage: Eukaryota; Metazoa; Chordata; Mammalia; Rodentia; Heteromyidae. The transcript has 9 exons. The record is from RefSeq and is a predicted model, not a curated record.
CGCGGCAGCCGGGCCCCCUCCCCUCCCCUCCCCUCCCCUCCCCUCCCCACUCGGGCUCCCGCCCGCCCACAGCCCGGAACUUUGGGCGUGCGGAACUUCGGUGGCGGAGCGCGGGCGCUGAGGACCCGGAGGGACAUGGAGAGAGCGCGCGGGACGGGGGCCGAGGCCCUGGCGCCGGUGGAGGACGAGGAGGAGGAGGAGGCGGCGGAGCCCAUGGCCGCUGUGCUGUCCGCGGCGGGUACCGCAGGCCCCGCGGUCCUGCAGGUGGCCGGCCUCUACCGGGGUCUGUGCGCGGUGCGCAGCCGCCCGCUGGGACUCGGGUUUGUGUCGCCCGCGCAGCUGCGCGUGUUCCCCGUGCGCCGCGAGGCCCGCGGGCCCUCCGGGAGCGCGGACGGCAGAGGGGAGGGGUCCGAGCUGGAGGCCAACCCCUUCUACGACCGCUACCGGGACAAGAUCCAGCAGCUGCGCAGGUCUGAUCCAGCUGCUUUUGAGUCCCGCCUGGAGAAGCGCAUCGAGUUUCAGAAGCAGCCUGUGGGCCACUCCAGGCAAGGUGAUUUUAUCAAGUCUGUGGAGCAGAAGACACAUGCCUUGGGGAAACAGUCUUUGAGCAAAGGAUUCACUAAGGACAAGACUCUCAAUUCAAUCUUUAACAUUGAGAUGGUGAAAGACAAAACUGGAGAAGAAAUCAAACAGAUUUGGCAGCAGUAUUUUGCAGCAAAAGAUACGGUUUAUGCAGUUAUUCCUAAAGAGAAGUUUGAUUUGAUUUGGACCCGCGCUCAGUCUUGUCCAACAUUUCUGUGUGCACUACCAAGAAGGGAAGGUUAUGAGUUCUUUGUAGGACAAUGGACAGGUACCGAACUCCACUUCACUGCACUUAUAAAUAUUCAGACCCGAGGGGAAGCUGCAGCUAGCCAGCUGAUUUUAUAUCACUACCCUGAACUUAAGGAAGAAAAGGGCAUAGUGCUGAUGACAGCUGAAAUGGAUUCCACAUUUCUGAAUGUUGCUGAGGCACAGUGCAUCGCCAACCAAGUUCAGCUCUUCUAUGCCACCGAUAGGAAAGAGACCUAUGGUUUGGUGGAGACCUUUAACUUCAAGCCAAAUGAAUUCAAAUAUAUGUCUGUCAUUGCUGAAUUGGAACAAAGUGGACUUGGAGCAGGGCUGAAAUGUGCCCAGAACCAGGAUAAGACUUAGAGGUGGAAGUGUUAGCCUUUCACAGAGUCGGCUCAGCUCUGGAUAGUCUAGAGCCUACCUCCCCCUCCAGCUGCAGAGUUGAGCAUCUAUAACAAACAGUCUGUAAUGAAUGGUCCUAUGUGCUUAUUACAAGACAUGAUGAUGGAGAUGAGCCCUAAGACUCAGGAACAAAGGUACCCGAAUAGUCUGAUAAUUUCCUUUCAGUAUACUUGAGGUUUCCUUUUAAGUGUUUCUGGUCAUUAAAGUAAAAAAUAGCCAGGAAUCUGCACCAUAGUUGGCUUGAUUUACAGUGUGGCUGUGUACUUGCAUUCUGAUAACUAUUUUGACCUCAGAACUUCUACUUCUGCAUUUUUAUGAAUUUAUGACAGAAUAGUAAGCUUGAAGACAGUGGUACGAUUGAGCAAUAUGUACUGUUCCCGUGCACCAGUGAGCUUGCCAAAAGCCUAAUCCAGAUACCCUGUUUAGACUCUGAAACCAACCAGAGAUUCCCAUGAGGAUAGAAGCUUUAUCUUGAUACCUCCCCUUCCCACCCCCAGUAGUUAACCCUUAGUGUAGCUGGUUUGAGGCGUCAAUAAAUUUCAGGUAAAAUUAGAUAAACAGUGCCUGAAUAUUGUUAAACCAUAGAUUGCACCUGCUUCUCUACCUCUGCCUGUUAGAAGCAGAUGAAUCAGUGUAGUGCAAAUAAAAGAUUUUUGCAAGAAGUUCAUUCCAGAUU